AGUCUGGAGGACUGGCUCCAACAACUCGGUAUAUGGAUGCGGUGGAACGAGAUCAACGACGAUGAACACAAGAUCACCACGGCCCUGCUGCAUUUGGAAGGUGACGCAUUCACAUACAUGUCUGAAUAUGCGACCAGAGCAGCAGCACGGCAGGCACUUGGCACAUGGGAAGACUUUGUCAACAUUCUCAAAGUAAACUACAGGACCCUCGACCCGGACAAGGAUGCACAGCAGCAUUUGAAGGAUAUCUGCAGCAAGACGUAUCCCACAAUGGUAUCCUUCGCAGAACAGUUCCGUCAAUGGGCCACUAAGACCAACUUAGGGCACACCGCACUCAUCGGUUACAUCGCUGAACACCGAAGCAAGGACGUACGCCAAGCAAUGGUCACACGAGACAGCCUAGGAAUUUCCGACCCCAUCACAUGGCCGGAAUACCUCGACCUGUGCCUUCAACUGGAGUCCAAGUUCAGAGCCGACAAGGCAGGACAACGCGGAACGGUUACAACAUCAUCAUCGGCACCACGGGCCCUGAAAGACCCCAACGCAAUGGUCGUGGAUCGAGUAUCCACCCUCACCAAGGAACAAGAAGGAUGGCUGGAGAAGAAGCUACCCCAAGUACAAAGGCAAAUUCGAAAUGCCGAAGCGGGGCCAAGCAGCAAGGGCAAUUUCUUCAAAUGCGGCCUCAGACAUCUCUGA
Molecule: messenger RNA, 696 nt
Organism: Laetiporus sulphureus 93-53
Lineage: Eukaryota; Fungi; Basidiomycota; Agaricomycetes; Polyporales; Laetiporaceae
Exons: 2
Source: RefSeq, a predicted model, not a curated record